Molecule: messenger RNA, 820 nt
Organism: Drosophila mauritiana
Lineage: Eukaryota; Metazoa; Arthropoda; Insecta; Diptera; Drosophilidae
Product: lysine-rich arabinogalactan protein 19
Exons: 2
Coding region: 69-740 (223 amino acids)
Source: RefSeq, a predicted model, not a curated record
UUUCAAAGUGUUCGGUACGGGACACAAGUUUUUCGCCUUUAAAUAAACAAAUAGGAUUCCCAGCAAAUAUGUCACUGAAAUACUUACUCAUUGCAUCUGCCAUGCUGAUCGGAUUGUGUGGAGCUGAUGUGUCGGAAAUAAAGGCGGGUAAAGUGGAUCUGCCUUUCAAUGACUUGCUACCACCGCUGCUUGAUGAAGUGAGCACCACGACGACAACGACAACGACGACCACAACGGAGAAGCCAGCCACCACGCUGGCCACAAAGCCAACCAAGAAAUCGUACUACCAGAAGCCAGCUCAGCUGGCCAAGGAGGAUAAGUUGAAGACCAGCGUCAUCAAGCAGGAUGUUCCACAGCUCCCCUUGGAUCUACUGCCACCUUUCGAAGACGAGGUCAAGCCGGCGGAGGACAAGCUCAGGCCAGUGGUGAAUACUACACCAAAACCAGUGGUUAGGAUCUCUCAGCCGGCUGUGCUCAAGGUCACUCCAAAGUCUAUUCCCAAGGUCACCCCGGCGCCUGCUCCACGUCCGCAGUACUCUGCUCAGCCAGCCCCAGCAUCCCGCCCACAAUACUCCGUUCAUCCUGCUCCUCAAGCGGUACACACUCAGCCCGCCCAUGCUCCUGGUUUCGGAAGCGGAUUCCAGUCCCGAUUCUCAAGCUACUUCCUCACCAGUACCCCUCGACCUACGCGCGGUCCCCUGCCCACCAUCACCCCUUUUCCGCGCUUCGUCAGGCUGUAGGAAUCCAUUUAAUUAGAUUAGAUAAGCACCAUUCAAAGGCCGACUCAAAAUAUAAAAUAAAUUAGAUACGACACAACUGA